AUGACCUUCGUAUACGAUAAAGGGGAGCCGGUGAAGACGGCCGUCCUGAUGAAAAUGGAAGAUUCCCAGGAAUUAUAUCAGGCACUGAAGACAAUCGAUUUUCAGGAGAAUUGUCUGUUCGAUAUCACUGAGAAUGGCUUGCGUGUGAUUGUGGAUGAUCAGAAUGCUGUUCAGGGAGUCGCGUACUUCAAGCCCGAAUUGUUUGCAGAAUUUAUUAUCAAUCAAAGUGUUGUCACAUUUUGCAUUCCCUUCUUCCUCUUUGCGGAAUGCUUGUGUGUAUUCGGUAUGGGCGUCAGUACGGUGCUGAAGAUGACAUACGAUGGUCACGGCGAACCGUUUGUCGUUAUGCUCGAAAAGGAUGGUAUUGUUGUUCGGUGUCUAAUCAAAACAGUAAUCCCGGAUACGAUGCUUGAUUUUGAUUUCAAUCCUGCCGAUGUUGCUGCGAAAGUCUUGAUGAAACCGGCGAUUCUGAAAGAGAUAUUUCUGGAGCUGGAUCCGAGUACUCCAACAAUUGGAUUUCGAAUUGACGAAAAUUCGAUAAGUGUGAUCACGGACGGGGAUUUGGGUAAAAUUCAGCAAGUUGAAAGCAGUUUUCUUCUCUAA
Molecule: messenger RNA, 603 nt
Organism: Gongylonema pulchrum
Lineage: Eukaryota; Metazoa; Nematoda; Chromadorea; Rhabditida; Gongylonematidae
Source: the annotation of a GenBank genome assembly